AACUAUUUGCUCACAUACACACAUCCCUAUACACCAUCACUUUGGCAUCCCAUCACUUCCUCUCUACUUUAAAGGAUUUCACCUCCCCUUUCAUUUUCCCCUCAUUUUACUCUCUCUCUCUCUCUAAAAAUCCCUACUUUCUCUCUCUAAAAUCUCCACUUUCUCUCUCCUCAAAAGCAUAAACUUCAGAAAAAAAACCCAGUUUAGUUUUUUCUUUGUUCAAGCUUCAUCAAUGGCUGUGCAUCUUGUUAUUGGUCUGCUCAUCUUAUCUAUGGCUGGUUACUCAAGUGCCAGUUUUUGUGUAUGUAAGCCAAAUGUAAGCCCAAACAUGAUGCAGAAAGCAAUAGACUAUGCUUGUGGAGCAGGAGCAGAUUGUAAACCAAUAAGCCCAAGUGGUCAAUGUUACAAUCCUAACUCUAUUACAGCACACUGCUCUUAUGCUGUUAACAGCUAUUACCAGAAAAAUGCUGCUAAAGGUGCCACCUGUGAUUUUAGUGGUGCUGCCACUCUCACUAACUCUGACCCGAGUGGUGGAGGUUGCUCUUACUCAGCUUCAUCUGGUGGCUCUCCUACUUCCGGCGGUAUGGGUGGUACCCCUACCACAACAGUGCCUACAACUUCUCCUACUACACCAACCUCCACCCCGAUAUCUGGGUCUGGCUCCACCCCCGGUGUAACUCCAGUUUCUGGUGGCACCGGUGGUAUGGGUGGUACUGGCACUGGUGGUGUUGGCAUGAACCCAGGUUCCACCUCUCCCUACAAUACUUCACCAAAUUCAGGGAACGGGGUACUUGGUGGGGUUGGUACCGGAUUAGCUCCUACUGGAAGCUACGACGACAGCCACGCUGGAAACAAGCUUCAAAGCAUGAGUUCAGGCUUGAUCCUUACAACACUAGCGAUCUCAGCCAUCGCGCUUAUGUGGAAUUGAAGGAUGGAUCUUUGCAAGUAAUGAUGUAGUACGUGCCCAUGUGCAGGAUUUGUGGGGCAAGCAUGUGAAUUAGCACUACUUAUUGGUUUUCAAUCUUUUCAAAGUAGAGCAAGUCAUAUGUAUGAUGCAAUUCUAAGCUUAGUAGGGUUAUUUUGUAUCUUCAACCCAUCCUUCACAUCAUCUUUUAGGGAUGCUUGUUUCCUAGCUCUCUUUUCGCAUUUUCGACCACGGAUUGUUAAGACGUAUUAUUUGUUCUGUAUAAUCUAGAUCUAGUUAGGAAGGCAGAGAGAGACUACUAGUAUACUACGUACCUAUUAAAUAUUGUAAGCAUCCCUGGGUUGUGUAACUUAUGUAGGAAAAUCUUUAUUAUUAGUAGCCUUUUUUUUUAUUUUUUAUUUUUA
This is a messenger RNA of Chenopodium quinoa (quinoa), 1329 nucleotides long. RefSeq names its product PLASMODESMATA CALLOSE-BINDING PROTEIN 3-like. The record is from RefSeq and is a predicted model, not a curated record. The coding region runs from base 233 to 928 and encodes 231 amino acids. NCBI's taxonomy places the organism in Eukaryota, Viridiplantae, Streptophyta, Magnoliopsida, Caryophyllales, Amaranthaceae. The transcript is spliced from 4 exons.